Osmerus eperlanus (European smelt) is the source of this 957-nucleotide messenger RNA. It is a transcript of the gene ccl25a, whose product is annotated as chemokine (C-C motif) ligand 25a. Gene Ontology annotation, biological process: immune response. The transcript is spliced from 5 exons. Gene Ontology annotation, cellular component: extracellular region. NCBI's taxonomy places the organism in Eukaryota, Metazoa, Chordata, Actinopteri, Osmeriformes, Osmeridae. The record is from RefSeq and is a predicted model, not a curated record. The coding region runs from base 133 to 429 and encodes 98 amino acids. Gene Ontology annotation, molecular function: chemokine activity.
CUUGAGCAGCUCUACUGGCAGUAUAAGAGGAGCUUACCUGAGCACACCAACAAAGACAAGGAAACGACUGCCUUAGAGGCUACAGACAUCUCUGACUGGCAGGAUAAUAGACACACAACAAGAGAUUGAACCAUGCGGUUCAAUGCCCUGUUCUUCCUUCUGAUCCUAGCAUGUCUCUACCUCACCUUUGCACAAGGCUCAUACGAGGACUGCUGUCUGAAGUAUGCCAAGAGAGUGGGGAAAGGCACACGCAGUAUAGUGAGAAGCUACAGGAAGCAAGAGACCGAUGGAGGCUGCAACAUCCCUGCAGUAGUUUUCACCACAAAGCGAGGACGGGUGUUCUGUGCUGACCCAGAUGAAAAGUGGGUCAACGACUUAAUAUCGAAGAUCAAAAACAAGAAAAAGCACAAAGGGAAAAGGAGAGGAUGAAGAAACUCCAUGAGGACCUUUAAUAUACGCUAUAGCAGAUCAAAUACAGCCAUUCCAUCUUGCUUGUAACAGUUGUAAAUCAAAACAAUUAUUUUGAUGCCUAGUUAGUGGGCAAUUGGGGAGGAAAAACGAUGCCUUUCAGCAUCAUUUUACUUUCAGCACAGCCAAAGGCACCUGCUGCUUCAACAGGAACCUGAACUUUAUAACCUGUAGUGGUCACUGGUUUAAAAUGGAUUGGUGGCGGCUCUAUCAAACCUGCUUGAAUGAAUCUGUGUGAAGGGAGAUAUUGUGGGUUUGUACUUUGUACGCCACUCCUUGUUUGCAGUAUCAAACAUAGAUUGUAAGUUGCUUUUGUGAUAAACUACUUGGACUUAACUGACAUUUACCUUGUAGGAAAUGUUCAGAAAAAGAUAUCAUACAGUAUCAAGCUAAUUCUCCCACUUCCAUUAUCCUUUCCAGUUUGUGUACUCCUAAAAAUAGUAAUAAAAGUAUGUAUAAUCUGUCUUGUAUGUUGUUGGUUUAUGAUUA